UUGAAUUAAAAGCAAUUGAAUUAUUUUAAUAUAGGAUUUAGUAAAAAGUUGAUUAGAUCAAAAAAAGUCACGUUUUGGACACACGUUAUGAAAUCGGGUAUAUCAGCAUAAUCUGUUCAUUUUCGGUUCAUACUCACCCCCAACAUCCCCGCCAUAACCACCGAAAUGGCAUCCUACUCAACUCUUCACCCCUCCACCAGCAUCCCUCAUCCUGUUCCUAUUACAGCUUCGAAAUCCAAUCUUCGCCUUCUUCCCUGUGAUCCACUGACGGAUGGUCCAGCUAUCCUCACUCAACAAAUUGCCGCUUUCAGUAACCCUCAUGAACCAUUCUUUUUUGUCUUAUUUCCUGAAACGGAAGAAAGGGAAAAGGCAGUCAAAAGAUUGGUUGAUAAUUGGGUCGGAGAUGAGAGAGCGAAGUAUGUGAAGGUUGUUGAUGGGGAUGGGACCCUCAUAAGUGCAGCCAAAUGGCUCAUAAAUACAGAACCAUUGAGCGAAGAGCAGAAGAAAGAACGAAUUUCUGUUGACUGGCACGCUGAUCAAGACUCAAACGAAUGGGCUGAGUACCUAAUAAAUUGGAUUCAUCAACAUCAAAUUAGUCGAACGAGAGGCGAACCUUGCGUCAUCCUCGACAUCUUAACCACGCACCCCUCUUAUCAGCGUCUCGGUGCCGGUACGCUUCUAAUGCAAUAUGGUACCACCAUAGCCGAUUCCCUCGGUCUACCAGCGUAUAUCGAGGGGACAGUCAUUGCAAAACACUUAUAUGAAAGUCAUGGGUUUAAAGCAGUGCCGGAUAGGUAUAUUGAAGUUGAUGUGCCGGAGAAGUGGAGGGAGAGGCAGGAAAGGCCUAAGAUUGAGUUUUACUUUUAUGAGAGACCGAGGAAUGGGGGGAAGUCGUGAUCAGGAUAUUUGUGGGUGAGGGUCAAUAAGCGGUUAAUAAGAUGUGAAUCUAAGAAGUGAGUCUACAUUAGCAUACGGAUGAUAUGUGAAUGGGUAAAUCACGGGUUUGAUGAUUUUUGAAAAAUUUCAUCAACAUAUCUCGAUCAUUUCGCUCAACUUCCAAAGUAGUGGGACCUGUUAGCUGCAAUUAUGAUCUUGCUGGUUUAUUCACUGUACUCACACAUUCUUGAGAUAA
Molecule: messenger RNA, 1132 nt
Organism: Botrytis deweyae
Lineage: Eukaryota; Fungi; Ascomycota; Leotiomycetes; Helotiales; Sclerotiniaceae
Exons: 3
Coding region: 166-897 (243 amino acids)
Molecular function (GO): acyltransferase activity, transferring groups other than amino-acyl groups
Source: RefSeq, a predicted model, not a curated record